Diversispora eburnea is the source of this 1947-nucleotide messenger RNA. The record is from the annotation of a GenBank genome assembly. Lineage: Eukaryota; Fungi; Glomeromycota; Glomeromycetes; Diversisporales; Diversisporaceae.
AUGUAUUUCUCUUUUGAAACAAUUCCAACCUUUGUGUGGGUAUUCAUAGCUAUCUAUAUUAUUUAUUGGAUUAAGAAGCCAAUAAUAAGUAAAAAUGAACCUCCGAUGGUUCCUUAUAAAAUUCCAAUAAUUGGACAUACAUUAGAUUAUUUAUUUAAUACCGAAAAUUUUUUGGCCGAGUGUAGAAAACAAUACGGUGAUCCUUUCAAUAUAUAUGUAUUUGGUCAGGUGAAUACCAUAGUCGGAAACGAAAUUGCUCAUGAAGUUUAUAGGUCCGAUAUUUUUAACCAACACAGCGAAUUACGAGAUGGAGAUUAUCCUGAAACAUUGGAACAAGUAGUCAAAACAGUACGUGAAGGAAUUGCUGCAAAAUUACCUUUAUACACUGGAAGAAUGCAAAAACAACUUAUGAUUUCUAUCAAUAAGGAAAUCGGAGACUGUUCUAAUCCUAAAUUAGUGAAUAAUGAUUUCUCAAGCAUAAUCGCUCGUCCAGUAGCUGAUGUUUUGGUUGGACAGAAAUAUUUGAAACCUAUAUUAGAGAAAAGAUUAAAAGAUAAAGAAACUCUUGAUGAUAAAUAUGAACAACCCCUGGAUAUAAUUGAAUAUCUUUUGAAUAAUCCUGAAUACGAAACAAAAGUUAUUGAUGAUGAUUACUUGAAUAAAAUCUGCGAAUUUUUAUUUAUUAUUGUUGUUGUUUCUAUUCAUACUACUUCUCGUCAUAUUACUUUUGCUCUUUAUGAUUUUGCAGGAAGACCAGAAUUAUGGGAUGAUAUUUAUGAAGAACAAAUAAGAAUCGAUAAAGAAUGUAAUGGAGAAUUAUCACCUCAACAUAUUAGCAAAAUGGUGAAAUUGGAUAAUCCCAUUCCCCAUAGAUUUUUGGAAUCAUACACAUUUAAAAAUGGCAUGACAAUUCCAAAAGGUCGUAUAGUUCAAACUUAUUUAAUGGAUAUUCAUUACAAUACCACAGCAUAUGGACCAGAACCAAGGUCAUUCCUUCCUUAUCAUGGUUUAGAAAAUAAUUUUCCUGCAUCAAAGCCUGAUAAAAAUUAUUUUAUAUUUGGUUCAGGAAAACAUGUUUGUCCUGGAAGAUUUUUUGCUGUAAAUGAAAUUAAAAUUAAUGUGGUCAAAGCUUUUGCUGAUUUUACCAAAGAUUUUGCAUCAAGUCUUGCAAUACCUCUCAUUCUUUCAUUAAUUCAUCCAGAAAUCCAUGCCCAGGCUAUCACUUUACCACUUAGAUUUGGGUGGAAUCCAAUUUCGAAACAUAUGAUUACUUUAAAGAAACAUUUGAAACCUGUAUUAGAGAAAAGAUUGAAAGAUAAAGAAAUUCUUAGUGAUAAAUAUGAACCACCUCUGGAUAUAAUUGAAUAUCUUUUGAAUAAUCUUGAAUAUGAAACAAAAGUUAUUACUGAUGAUUACUUGAAUAAAAUCUGUGAAUUUUUCUUUAUUCUUGUUGUUGUCUCUAUUCACUAUACCUCUCGUACUCUUACUUCUGCUCUUUAUGAUUUUGCAAGAAGACCGGAAUUAUGGGAUGAUAUUUACGUAGAGCAAGUAAAAAUUGAUAAAGAAUGUAAUGGAGAAUUAUCACCUCAACAUAUUAACAAAAUGGUGAAAUUGGAUAGAUGUAUUGUUCAUACUUAUUUAAUGGAUAUUUAUUACAAUACCACAGCAUAUGGACCAGAACCAAGGUCAUUCCUUCCUUAUCAUGGCUUGGAAAAUAAAUUUCCUGCAUCAAAAAUUGAUAAAAAUUAUUUUAUAUUUGUUUCAGGAAAACAUGCUUGCCCUGGAAGAUUUUUUGCUGUAAAUGAAAUUAAAAUUAGUAUGCAUAAUUUAAUUUUAAAUUAUCAUAUUAAGACACCAAGUGGAAGGAUUGAAAAAAAGAUACAUUUUGGAUCUUUUAUUUCGCCAUCAGUUGUUGGAUUAAUUUUCGAGAAUAGAAAAAAAAAAUAG